Messenger RNA from Cladophialophora psammophila CBS 110553, 783 nucleotides. RefSeq lists its product as uncharacterized. Gene Ontology annotation, cellular component: Dsc E3 ubiquitin ligase complex. The record is from RefSeq and is a predicted model, not a curated record. NCBI's taxonomy places the organism in Eukaryota, Fungi, Ascomycota, Eurotiomycetes, Chaetothyriales, Herpotrichiellaceae. The transcript has a single exon. The coding region runs from base 1 to 783 and encodes 260 amino acids. Gene Ontology annotation, biological process: SREBP signaling pathway; protein processing.
AUGAAUAAUACGGCCGAAAAUGACGGUGCCUUUGUCCCUUCGCUCACCCUGGAACGCAGGCUCGAGAUCCCAGACCAGAAGAAACACCAUCUCGAUUCUCUCCUCCGCUUGCUAGACGCCCUCAUUUUCCUGCAUUUGGGUAUCCUCUAUGUCUGCGAUAAUCUUACGUUUCUCCUCUUCCUGCGCGCGCUGAACCAAGUGGUGCAUGUCCAGCAUCGGCCGCCAGCCAUUACACCUGUUAUCGUCGCAAACCUCAUCUGCGUCGUGACGCAUCUUCUACAGAACAGAUCGGGAGCCAAGCGACUCUAUGGAGGUAUCAUCGUCGACUUUGUUGGAGAAAAUCCAAGAUCGAGAACAUCCAUGCUGAUAUUGGACCUGAUACUCUUUUCCUUGCAACUGGUGAUGCUAGUGGUCGGGCAUGAGAAGCAAGUUGUUUUGGGAGAUGCCCUCGCGCUCGAAGAGCCACAGCCGCAGGAUCUGGAGUCUGAGGAAGCCGGUCGGUUGAGGUCACGUGCUCGGGAGAAUUUAGAUGCACCAGAAGAAGGGAUCGAGCUGCAGAGUCUUUUGCCCGAUGGGUCCACGGGGGAUGGCGCAACGCCUCAGAAACAAAAUGAAUCAACGCAAGAUGAUGAUGUGAUACUGCUGGAUCUGAAGAAGGGAAUCAAGGCCUUACUCAGAAGACCAAUGCUCGUUGCUUCGCCCGCCGCGAUUGAAAAUACUCAAGCUCGUGCAAGUCUUGCUACGUUCUUAAGACUCGCUGCAGCGAGGGCAAGGGCGGGCUGA